AGCACCAUCAAGCUCAGCAUUUAAAUACUCCGGAGUAUGGCAGUAGGAACGUUGACCCGAGUGGCAUACGUUGAAAAUGCCGAUUUCUCUGGCGCAAAUGAUGCCGUGACCGAGAUGCUAAGUACCGUAAACGAGUUCAAGACCCUCGGGUUUGCGACCAUCGAGGCUGCCAUUGCUGCCGUGAAGAAAGACGACGCAGAGCUCGUUGUUGUUCCUGUGGAGACAGCAACACGCGGUAGUUGCUAUGAGACGUAUGAUCUCCUGCUCAAGUACGACCUGGCGGUUGUGGGCGAAUCUGCGGGCCCGACCAGGUUCUGGACGGUAGCCAAGACGUCUGUGGAGCCUUCACUUAAGGCUGCAGCGUGCAAGACGUCGCUUGCAUUCGCAUUUGCAUCGGGCAAUGCUCAUGGCCAGUUGUACCGUGCGUUGGACAUGUUUGCGUCGCGCGAAAUCGACCUGACCAAAGUCGAGAGUCGUCCAUGGAGUAGCGCGCAUCCGAGUGCUGGCAAGGCUGAGUUCAUCUUCUACGUGGAUCUGAAGGCUCGUCAGAGUGACGCAAAGGUUGUCGAAGCCAUCGCAAGUUUGAGAUCCAUGUGCUCGUACGUCCGCGUGCUUGGAUGCUACGCCAGCGGUGUAUUGGAAGCGACAAACGGUGCUCCUAACGCUUCGACACAGGAGUUAACCAUGGCACAGAAGUAUCCCCUGAGCCCAGUGUUUGAUACCACAAAAAUUGCUAAGACUCUUGCAGUAUUCGGCGUGACGAAGCAGAUGGAAGCUGAGGGAAAGUCUGUCUACUCGCUGUGUGUGGGCGAGCCUGACUUCCAGCCGCCCAAGCGUGUCUUGGACGCUGGAAUCCGAGCGAUUCAAGAGGGCAAGACCAAGUACUGCGAUAUGCGCGGCAUGGCUGACUUGCGUGAGAUCAUUGCGAAGUACCUUAAAGUUGCAAAGGGUGUGACAUAUGACCCCAAGGAGGUCCAGGUGUGCGGUGGUGCUCAGCAGGCUCUAUACAAUGUCAUUCUUGCCAUUCUACGUCCUGGUGACAAGGUCUUACUGCCGUCGCCGUACUGGGGGAGCUACGAAGGUAUCCUCGCUCAGGUCAAAACGCAGAUGGUUCAACUACGCAACACUCUGGAAGAAAACUACCUGAUUAACCCGGUGAAGCUCGAGGAGACAUUGACUGCGAACCCUGAGAUCAGAAUUCUCAUCCUAUGUAACCCGAGUAACCCUGCAGGUACUCUUCACAGUCCCGAGCAACUCGAGCAGAUUGCUGCAGUUCUGCGUAAGCCUCAGUUCCGUCAUGUUAUUGUCAUCUCGGAUGAAAUCUACGAGCAACUUGUGUACCAGGACGAAGGCGCUUCUAAGCGAGUUUGCAAGAGCUUUGCUACGAUCCCCGGAAUGUAUGAGCGCACGGUGUUGAUCAAUGGGUUCUCCAAGGCGUACGCUAUGACUGGCCUGCGAAUUGGCUACAUGGCUGGUCCUUCGCACUUUAUUGAGCCUUGCUACUUGAUGCAAGGACAGCUGACAUCCUGUGCAAACAGUGUGGGUCAAGUGAUGGCCAUCGAGGCCAUGAAGAUGGAGCUGGAUGCGAUUGAAAAGGGCGAAGUUCGUGUUGCUGAAAACUUGCACGGGCUGGACUUGAAGCGUCAGUACAUCGCUAAGCGCCUCCAAGCGAUGACCAACGUGCGCUUUGCAUAUCCGACGUCGUCAUUCUACGUUUUCGUAGACCUUGGCUUGCUUUUUGAGGGCAAGAAAGCCUACACUGCCGAAGGUGAGGAGAUUCACAAUGUCGACGACUUCUGUGACUAUUUGAUCCGCAAGAAUGGAGUCGCAGUGGGACCCGGAUCCGACAUGGGCGAGCCUCACGGGCUGCGGAUUUCAUACGCUGGUUCUAUGGACACAAUGAUUCACUCCAUGGAUGGCUUGGACGUUGCGUUGAAGUCAUUGACCUUCAAGUAGGCUGACACUCACGUGUGAUAAAACUGUAUACAGAUAGAAAGGAGGCAAUGGAUAACACGGUGUGUUGAUUUAGUUCAA
Molecule: messenger RNA, 2034 nt
Organism: Phytophthora infestans T30-4
Lineage: Eukaryota; Oomycota; Peronosporomycetes; Peronosporales; Peronosporaceae
Product: aspartate aminotransferase, putative
Exons: 1
Coding region: 37-1956 (639 amino acids)
Biological process (GO): L-phenylalanine biosynthetic process
Molecular function (GO): prephenate dehydratase activity; pyridoxal phosphate binding
Source: RefSeq, a predicted model, not a curated record